AUGGGUGAUAAGAAUGGACAAGUAGUAGCUGGUGGCAAUGGCCAUGGAAAUCGAUUGGAUCAAUUAGAUCAUCCAACCGAUGUGUUGAUCGAUAAAGAGACGGAUAGUCUCAUUAUUUGUGACCGGGGCAAUCGACGAGUUGUACGAUGGUCUCGUCGUAGUGGUACAACUCAAGGAGAAAUCCUCAUCGACAACAUCGUUUGUUAUGGAUUGGCCUUGGAUGAUCAGAGAUAUCUCUAUAUCUCUGACUACGUCAAACAUGAAGUAAGACAAUAUCACAUAGGAGACAAGAAUGGAACUAUUUUAGCUGGUGGCAAUGGCAAAGGUGCUGGUCUCAAUCAACUCGACUAUCCGACCAACAUCUUUAUCGAUCAACAACAGAUUGUCUACGUGUCAGACAACAGAAAUCAUCGUGUAAUGAAAUGGAAUAAAGAUGCAAAAGAAGGAAUUGUCGUCGCUGGAGGUCAAGGCGAAGGGAAUGCUCUGACACAAUUGUCGUAUCCUAAAGAACUGUUCGUCGAUACAUUGGGUACCAUCUAUGUGGCAGACACGUUUAAUAAUCGAGUGAUGCGUUGGCCUAAAGAAGCGAAACAGGGCACUGUCAUUGUAGAUGGAAAUGGUGAAGGAGAAGAAGCAAGUCAGUUUCACUAUCUCCGAGGUUUGUCCUUCGAUCAACAUGGCAAUCUCUAUGUCGUCGAUUUCGGGAAUAAUCGUGUUCAAUGUUUUUCAAUUGAAUAG
Messenger RNA from Rotaria sordida, 738 nucleotides. The record is from the annotation of a GenBank genome assembly. NCBI's taxonomy places the organism in Eukaryota, Metazoa, Rotifera, Eurotatoria, Philodinida, Philodinidae.